AUGGUUGGAGGCCCAACACCUAACCAUGUGAAGAAAAGAUCAAGAAAGAGCAAUGCAAUUGGUGCUAAUGAGAAUGAACCAUUGUUGCCAAAGUCUCAAGAAAAUUAUAACGGUGAUGAUGAUUUUAAAGGAUCCUCAUUCGCCAGUGCGACCUUCAAUUUAUCAACCACAAUUAUUGGUGCUGGGAUCAUGGCCUUGCCUGCAACCCUCAAAGUGUUGGGGAUGGUGCCUGGUCUUAUUACUAUCAUUUUCAUGGCUUUCUUGACGGACAAGUCAAUCGAAUUCAUGAUCCGAUUUUCACGCGCCGGCGGCCUUACUUCUUAUGGUGAUCUCAUGGGGGAUGCCUUUGGGAGAUAUGGAAAAGCUGUGCUUCAAAUUAGUGUCAUAGUCAACAAUGUUGGCAUACUUAUUGUUUACAUGAUUAUUAUUGGUGAUGUGCUAUCUGGAACAUCUUCAAGUAAAGAUCACCAUUAUGGAAUACUUGAAGGAUGGUUUGGUGUACAUUGGUGGACAGGCCGUACAGUUGUUCUUAUUUUUACUACACUUGCUAUAUUUCUUCCUUUGGUUAGCUUUAAGAGAAUUGAUUCGUUGAGUUUUACAUCGGCACUAUCAAUUGCACUAGCAGUUGUGUUUCUUGUAGUUGCUGUGGGAAUAGCAAUUUUCAAGAUCAUAAGUGGAGGCAUUGGAAUGCCAAGACUCUUUCCAGUUAUUAAUGAUUUGACAGAUUUCUUCCAACUCUUCACAGUAACUCCUAUUCUUGUCACUGCCUAUAUAUGCCACUACAACGUUCACAACAUAGACAAUGAAAUGGAGGACCCCUCUCAAAUGCAUGGAGUUGUAAGGACAUCCCUUGCAAUGUGUUGUUCAGUGUACCUAUUAACAAGCUUCUUUGGUUUCCUCCUAUUUGGAGAAUCAACUCUUGAAGAUGUCUUAGCAAACUUUGACACUGAUCUUGGAAUCCCUUUCGGCCCUGCGCUUAACGACGCCAUUCGAUUUAGCUACGCCGCGCACAUCAUGCUUGUUUUUCCAGUUGUCUUCUAUCCCCUGCGAAUCAACUUAGAUGGCCUCAUCUUUUCGUCUUCUUCAAGGCCUUUGCUUCAAGAUAACUUGAGAUUCACGUCACUAACCUUAUCUCUUAUUCUUCUAAUAUUUCUUGGUGCAACCUUAAUACCUAGCAUUUGGGACGCUUUUCAGUUCACUGGAGCAACCGCCACCGUUUUUGUAGGGUUUAUUUUCCCGGCUGCCGUCACUCUUAGGGAUCGAUACGACAUUGCAACCAAACAAGACAAGAUUCUUUCGGUUAUGAUGAUCAUAUUGGCAGUAUUCUCAAAUGUUGUGGCUAUAUACAGUGAUGCCAUUGCCUUGGUGAAUAAGGAUAAAAGCAAAACUUCACGUGAAUGA
Messenger RNA from Arachis stenosperma, 1401 nucleotides. Its product is annotated as amino acid transporter AVT6B-like. The record is from RefSeq and is a predicted model, not a curated record. Gene Ontology annotation, molecular function: amino acid transmembrane transporter activity. The transcript is spliced from 5 exons. The coding region runs from base 1 to 1401 and encodes 466 amino acids. Gene Ontology annotation, biological process: amino acid transmembrane transport. NCBI's taxonomy places the organism in Eukaryota, Viridiplantae, Streptophyta, Magnoliopsida, Fabales, Fabaceae.